AUGUUUCCCUCCAAUAUUGCAGCAUGCCUCCUCCUGGCCCUAUCAAUAGGAUGGUCUUCUGCGCAAAAUCUUCCAUCAAUUGCAGAAGUUGACCUUCUUUUUCCUAGAAACGACACAUACGCGCCUACAGUCCUUAUGCCCUUGGUUUUCGGUAUCCAAAACCCUUCAGCCGCUGUACCUCUCCAUCUAAGUCUGUGGUGGAAUCUCUGGCAACUCGAGGGCGGCAAUAUGACCGGGUAUGGAGUUAUACCUAAGGCAUAUUACAUCCCAACUGGUGCCCGUCAAUAUUACGAGUACAGCAGUUUUUACGACCUUACUACCAUAGAAGGCACCUGGUUAUUCCAGUGGCACGUCGACUCUGUCAACUGCUCCCAGUUCCCAGCCAACAACUAUUCCAUGGGCUCGUACACCCAAGGCAAACGCAUUAUCUUCACAACCAAGAACGGCGCGCAAGCGCCUGAUCUCGUUACGGCUACGGCUGAUGAUGUUUGUGCUAGCGCAGAGGGCUUUACCUUUAACGUUACGGGACUUGAAAAAGUAUCUAUAAGGAGUCCGGAUAAUCCGGAUGGCAAGGAUUCUGUGACUACAUGUGCGGACGUAGUGCCGAUGUCUCCGACGUAUCGUCCGAACCCUUGUGCAGCACAGUUAAAUGCGACGGGCGCGUCAAGCAUUUCUCUAGCGCUUACGACUACAGCUUGUUGGUUGCCCUCUUCGGUGGUGAGCUGCCCAGCUAAGAGUGCAGGGAGCCUGAAAGGUCAAUUGGGAGGACCGAUAUGGGCGGUAGCGACUUUUGGCUGGCUCCUAUACUCUCUUGUCAGAUAA
Messenger RNA from Penicillium canariense, 822 nucleotides. RefSeq lists its product as uncharacterized. The coding region runs from base 1 to 822 and encodes 273 amino acids. The record is from RefSeq and is a predicted model, not a curated record. The transcript has a single exon. NCBI's taxonomy places the organism in Eukaryota, Fungi, Ascomycota, Eurotiomycetes, Eurotiales, Aspergillaceae.